Molecule: messenger RNA, 4272 nt
Organism: Aphanomyces astaci
Lineage: Eukaryota; Oomycota; Saprolegniomycetes; Saprolegniales; Verrucalvaceae
Exons: 10
Coding region: 1-4272 (1423 amino acids)
Biological process (GO): error-prone translesion synthesis; error-free translesion synthesis
Cellular component (GO): nucleus
Molecular function (GO): DNA-directed DNA polymerase activity; damaged DNA binding; deoxycytidyl transferase activity
Source: RefSeq, a predicted model, not a curated record
AUGGAGGGCAGGCGUAACCCGUUCCUACCGCAGCCAAAGGCGGCGGAGGCUGUUCCGUCGCAACCUUCGUUUGGCCAGCAGGCGGCGGGCAGCCUCAGUUUUGGUCAAUACAUGGCUUCCAAGAUUCAAAAGCUCCGCACGCAGAACGACGGCAUCAAGAAAUCGAGCCGCAUUUUUGACGGCGUCGCGAUCUACGUCAAUGGCCACACGGAGCCACGGAAGGAAAAGCUGCGCACGUUGAUCCUCGAACACGGCGGACAGUUCGAGGCAUACCAGACGAGUCGGGUCACGCAUAUGAUUGCCGAACAACUGGCAGACUCAAAGUUGCGUGAAAUCAUGAGCAUGAAGAAACCACUGCCUGUGGUGCAUCCAAAGUGGAUUGUCGACAGCAUCGCGUCUGGCAAGCGUCGUUCCCUUCAUACGUACAUCUACUCCCGCUGCCACGACCCCUUGCAGCCCACGUUUGGCAUAUCUGCGAAUCCAACGCCUCGUCUGAUGGACAACAUCAUCGCAUGCGAAGUCCAGCCCUCGACGGCCACGAAGCUGACACCGUCCAUGCACCCUCCAUCGCUUGAGCCAGCUCCUCCAAGCGCUCAGCGGCGUCCUGUCGAAGCGCCACGUACCCCUCAGGAAUGUCCACGGUCUCAAACUACCAUCCUACCAACUACUGCAAUUGCAAACGGAGCCUUCCACGCUUUGUCCAAUGACAACGAACGGUCUCGUGUGUGUCCAACCUUCCCACCGCCGCUCCAUUUAACGAGUAGUUAUCGAAGCAAAAAUUUGCCGCCCACGUCCCCACCACCUCCAACCACUCGACCAGCAGCCGUACAACCGCCCCCAACCACGUCAGCGGCCAAGCUAAACAUGUUUCAGCACCCCCAACCAGCCAAGAAACCGUCAGUCCCAUUGUUCAAUGCUGCGCCAGUCAGUUUCGGGGAGUACAUGACAUCCAAGAUUGCCAAGUUGCGCGACCAAGCGGUCAGUCAUGUGAAGAGAACGAGUCGGGUGCUGGACGGCGUCGUCGUGUACGUGAAUGGACACACACAUCCAUCCAAGAUGGCGCUGCGACUGCUGGUGCUGCAGCAUGGAGGCGCGUUCGAGAGCUACUUGACGAAUCAAGUGACCCACGUGGUGGCCACGCACCUGUCGACAUCGAAAGCGCUUGAGAUGACGAGCAGUCGAAAGAAGAAGCCGCUGCCAGUGGUGCACCCGCAGUGGAUCGUCGACUGUGUAGCCCAACAACACCGCCUGCCUGUGCACUUGUACAUAUACUCGCAUAUGCACCCAAAGUACUCUCCUUCUUCGUCUGGGGCGCGUUCUAGCCAUCCAAUUACACCAAGUCCGUUGCCCCCACCAGUUGUUGGUUCAAUGUACGACAGCAAUCUCGAACAUAUGGACAUCCCUGGUCAAGCGAGUUGUGACGACGUCAACCUGGCGCAAAGAUCACCUGCACAACAAGACGUAUCCCCGCCAAGAACCUCGUCGAACGGGGCCCAACUGACUCAGUGCAUGGACGACCAGUCGUCUCCGGUUGGAUCAAUCAACUUGUUCCCAUAUUCGCAAACGCAGCCACUGUCUUCUCCGGCGUCGACGAUAACGUUGUCGCAGGGGUCUGUCGAUGACUCAGUCGACAUUCCAGCUACCCAACAGCUCUCGUACUCGCAGGACAACGAAGAUAGUCCAGGGCGAGGCAGGGACAACACAUCGAACCAUGUGACGUCUCCAUCCACUCCGUCGCAUCCUCACCAUGAUGCUGCUAAUGAUGCAGAUGAUGGUUGGCCGCACGCAAUCGACGAGCAAGAGCUCGAAAUCACGACAUCUCAACACGCCCAUGACUCAUCACUCGACUCGCCCCCUCCAAGCCAGACUCAAGUCCUGUCUCCUCUGAUAGAAACCCGCCAACAAGACUCCAUUGACACCAUCGAGAAGGAUCAAUCCUCGUGUAACCAUCACCAUCUAAUAGCCCAUAACCAGAGUCGAGACGUGGCUGGGACGGUAGACGCAGCAACAGCAGCAACUGGUAUGCCCCCCAAGGUCACCCCACCAGCCACGUUUCGACCUAUCAAGUCGACCAAAGACGGUGCGGCGGCGUUCGUCCGAUCAUUCUUUGCAAACUCGCGACUGCAUCACAUUGGGUCAUGGAAGAGCUUUUACAUGCAGCACGUGGCCGAGUUUACGUCGACGACAGACAUGUCGACACUGUCGUUUGGUUCCUGCGACAAGGUGGACCGCGUGAUUCUGCAUGUGGACAUGGACUGCUUCUUCGUAUCCGUGGCCAUCCGCCACAUGCCGUCAGUGUACCAGACGCUGCCGGUGGCGGUGGCGCACUCUGGGUACUCGUCUCACGGAGCACUUGGCUGCGACGAGGUCGAACUCCCACCCAACCCCCCUGGGCCCCACACGCGCAUGCGACAAGGGACGUCGGAAAUUUCAUCGUGUAAUUACAUUGCUCGUUCAUUUGGCUUGAAGGCGGGUAUGUUUAUGGAGACGGCCAAGGCACUGUGCCCGAAUUUGAUUGUGCUGCCCUACAACUUUGCCGAAAUCGAAGCAGUGUCGUGCCAAAUAUACAAACUAUUCCAUCAGUUUACCCCCGCGGUGCAAGCUGUGAGUUGCGACGAAGCAUUUUUGGAAUUUCCCAUCGGCACCGAUGGAAUGCAAGUUGCCCGAGACAUUCGCAGGACAGUAUUUGACGCUACAAAGUGCCACGCGAGUGUGGGUGUAUCGUACAACAUUCUCUUGGCGAGGUUGGCCACAAAGCAAGCCAAGCCCAACAAUGUGUUUGAAAUCUCAUCCGAGACCGCGUCGGACCAUAUUCACGGCCUUUCGGUGCGGGACCUUCCUGGUGUCGGUCAUGUCCUGCAUUCGAAAUUGACGGAGUUGAACAUUCACACAUGCGACGACGUGCUAAAGUGGUCAGAUGCGGACCUGGGUCGCCACUUCGGCGCCAAGACCAGCGUCAUGCUGCGCCAGUUUGCACGAGGCAAAGACACGCGGCCGUUGGAGUUGGCGCCCCAUGUCAAGUCCAUCUCGGCCGACGUCAACUAUGGCGUCCGGCUCGCCGACGGACCUGCCGCGAUCGAAUUUGUUCGGGCGCUGGGGGCCGAAGUGCACUCUCGACUGGUCAAAGCCGGGUUUGCGACCGCGGCGCUCACGUUGAAGCUCAAGAUACGGCACCCCGACGCCCCAGUAGAGCCCGCCAAGUACAUGGGUCAUGGCCGAACGGACGACUGCAGCAAGUCGACGCGGUUGCCAGCGCCGACCAACGACGUACAAGUGAUCGAAGCUACGUGUGUGACACUGUUGAACCAGCUCAAGAUAGUCCCGCACGACUUGCGAGGGGCGGGCGUCCAAGCCAGUCGACUUACCCGAGUCGUGCAAAACCAAUCGAACGGCACGAACAAGAUGGACAAUAUCCACCAAUACUUUACAGCUGCCGCUUCCCAGGACAUCCACACGUCGGUUGCGGAUGUAUCAGGAGCAACUGGUACAGCAACGACAGGUUGUCCAUUGCAAAGUGGUGCACUACCUCCUCGCCCCAGUCGUCGUCGUCUACGGCCGGUGGAGGAGGCCACCAUCGUCACAAAUGACCGCGCGUCCAAAGUUCAGAAGCGACAGACCACAGAGGGUACCCAUCAUCGUCCCAUGUGGAGCGUGCCAACCCUGUCACAGAUCGACCCGGACGUCCUCAACACGCUGCCCGAGGCGCUUCGCCGCGAGAUUCUCCACCAAGUGGCGCCGCCGACUGUGCCGACGUCGUACUCGCAGAUCGAUCAGUCCGUCUUGAACGCGCUUCCCAAGCCCCUGCGCGACGAGAUCCAACAUCACUUUCCCAAAACCAUGCAUCUUCGCCAGUGUGCCGCGUAUUCCAAGGCCAAACCUCCUCCCACAAAGCCAGCGGCGUCGGGCCGAUGUGGUCGAAUGUCGCAAGUGGACGCGGGUGUGUGGGCCGCGUUGCCGCCGUCCAUCCAACGUGAACUGUUGAGCGAAGUACCAGUCGACACAUCACUUGGUCUGAGCGAGCGAUCGGCAGCACCGCCGCCAUCUUGCUUGACGAUGGAUACAGCGGUGCCAGUUCUAAAGGCAAAGAUUCAACAGUUUGGACUCGCCGACGUCGGCGCGCUGCUUCGGCGGCUCAAGCGACAGCAUGGGAAGGCCGAUCCCCGUCGAUUCAACGCCGUCCUAGCGAGUAUCAACGCCCAUGUCCGCCAAUUGUACGGUCACGAUCUUUCGCCAGCCGUCGUGGGUCCAUUUGCGUGCUUGGACGUCGAUUGA